AUGGAUAAACUGCCCGUUGAAACGCUUGUUCUCAUUGUAUCUUAUCUGGACGAACAUGACAUGUUUAUCGCCAGUUGCACCUGCAAGAAAUGGAACCAAGUUAUACGCAAUUCUCAUCUGUACAAGAACAUUGAUUUGGAUUAUUCGAGUAAGCACUACUUUGACGCCAUGGCCUUUUUCCAGAAAUACAAGCAGUAUGGCCAGAAAGUCAGGCAGCUCUUUGCAACCAGUGGAAAAACCAUUCCGUACAAGGAGAUACGUCAAUGGCCUUGCUUGUUUCCAAACAUCACCACGUUCAAGCUUGACUUUGGAUCGCAUAAUCAACAAUACAGCAUGUCGUCGCUUGAUUUCAUGUUUCCAAUAGACAUAUCCAGUUCAGAUGAGGACGAUGCGGAUGGUGGUGAUGAUGGCAAUCAAGAGCACUUACUAGAGCCUGGUGACAGCAGACCAGUGGAAGCCAAUUUUACCCUUUGGCAGAGCUUGGAGUCGAUCUAUGAAUGCAACAGGUUCUUUUACACGCCUACUAUACUGGAUUCCGGCAUAUACAACAACUUGGAUAGACUCACCAUCGACUGUGAGUACCUGCGAGUUACAGCAUUUCCAGAGCUAGUCAGCCGCUUGAAGCAAGCACCCUAUUUGACCACAUUUGCAGCACACAAGGCAGUAGUGAGGAUCAGCUUCCUCGAGCAACUGCAUCAAAAUGCCCUUCAUUUAGAAAACUUGCAUCUAUUCUCACCCAUUAUUCUAUGGGAUUCGAGCGACGACGAGAACGAUGCCAUUGUAUCUCCAGCAUUACCCAUGACGACCGUGAUACUAUACGAAGUUGAUACCACACGACGCGGCCGAAAUGGUAUGAUAAAAUACAUCACUUCAAAAUACCCGAACCUAGAAUCACUAAAGAUGAAACGCUGGGAGGACAACUUUGGAGAGCCGUUACUAGAAACAACGCCUAACAUACAGCCUGAAUUUGAGGACGCCAUCAUUCAAUUAGCCACCCAGUGCAGAAAACUAAAGGUGUACAAUGUCGAUAUUCAUCAAUACACGCCUGCUAUCCUGUCUGCCUUUGAUGAAGUCGGCUCACUGAAACUCAAAUCGUUUUCCUCCAUGGCAUCCAACAUUACACAUUUGCGAAGCAUUGCCAAUUCAAAGCAAAAGCACUACAUUGAACGCCUGGACGUGCUGAUGCCACACUCGUCUGAGCCAGAUCUCAUGUCUAUUAUCAACCGAUUCACCAACCUGCAGAGCUUGAUCUUUAUACCAUCACCUUCCCUGGGCCACAUUGAGGACCAAGAUUUUGCGCUGGAUGUUACAUUGGAUGCGUUUCUGGAUCACCAUCAGAAACUAGUCAACCUUAAACUAUGCACCUGUAAAGUGAGGUUCAGCGACAAUUUUGAUGCAGCACAACACACAUCCGUCAUCGAGAGCUUGGAAAUUGUCAGCAGCGUCAUUGACAAUCCAUCGCCACGACAUCCCAAUGUAGAUCUCGCUGACUACUUGAGCACAUCCUGUCCUGAUCUCAAGAUCUUGACCUUGUCCUGCAACUUUCGUCAGCCCUUAAUUGGCCCGCAAGAUUACCACAUCAAUUUCACCAACCAAGACAUUCAAUACUUGUGCUUGUAUUUGAAAGGAUACAUGUCCAUUUGUAUUCAAGAUGUGCAAGGCAAAACGAAAUGGUAUAGUCUCUUGAAGAGAGGAAGCAGGUUUGUCUGUUGCCAAGAAGAUGAACAGCCCAAAAUCAGAAGAGUGACUAGAAGUAAGCCAGAGUCUGGGAUCAUCUAUAUCAAGUGCAAAGACAUCGAUAGCUUCACUCUGCAUCCAGGUCGAGAUCCCAACUAUGUCAGUUAUUUUGGCUGA
Mucor velutinosus is the source of this 1854-nucleotide messenger RNA. RefSeq names its product sensitivity to high expression protein she9 (gene SHE9). The transcript has a single exon. Gene Ontology annotation, molecular function: protein binding. The record is from RefSeq and is a predicted model, not a curated record. Bases 1 to 1854 code for a protein of 617 amino acids. NCBI's taxonomy places the organism in Eukaryota, Fungi, Mucoromycota, Mucoromycetes, Mucorales, Mucoraceae.